AUGCAUAAUUUCAGUCCUCCGUCUCCAGGGCUCACAAGAUUGGCUAACGGUACCGCUCCCCCAGCACCUCAACCUGCCUUUGAUCUGCCUGACGGCAAUCCGUCUCUGCCGAUUCAACGUCCGAAAUUCCUACCACAGCAGUCCACCCUACCUUCUACCUCACCUUCAGUCCAAAACCAUACCUCUCCGAACGGUGACACUGCGGCAGACGCUUUAGCCUUGGAACUCAAAACUCGGCUGGCUAACAUGUGGAAACUCUCGCCUUCGUCUUCUCCGAACCGAGUCGAAGUGACCACGGGUGGCGUGCGUCCCAGCUCCGCCCUGCGCACCGUGUCUGAGCUAUCGGCGCGAUUCAGCUCAGGCCUUUCCCGGGCGCGGCUCGCCACUGCGUCGGCCGACGACAGCGGCGAGUCCGAGGACGGUGUGACGCCCUGCUGCCAGCGGUCUGCCCCCAACACACCCGAGGAGCUGGCUGUGCUGCGCCGCACCGACUCUGAGCUGUGGCGCCAGCGAGCCCUCCACCUCUCCGUCUUCCUUGAACGCCGACCCAGCCACCAGGACCUCCUAGCAAAGAACAUCCUCUCAAGAAGGACGCCUCAGAUGCAGGCGGAGUUGCGCGCGAAAAUCGAAGUCAGCCUCGAAAGACAGCUGAGUCAGCGACCAACUGCUGUUGAGUUGGAGCAAAAAAACAUCCUUCACUUGGGAACAGAGGAGUCCCGAAGGAAGGAGAAGGAAGAAAAGCGACGCACACUUUCGCGCAAGGUGAGGUCGCCCGCCGGGCCCUUUUACCCACCACUGGCAUUGAACAAGCCGCGUGUUUUUUUCAUUUUGCAGCUUUCUUUCCGCCCCACGGUGGAGGAGCUCAAGAAUCGCCGCAUCAUCCGUUUCAACGACUACGUGGAGGUCACGGAAGCCGUUGCCUACGACCGACGCGCCGACAAGCCCUGGACUCGUCUCACGCCCAAAGACAAGGCUGAUAUCCGGAAGGAAUUGAAUGAGUUCAAGUCGAAAGAAAUGGAUGUUCAUGAGGACAGCCGGCAAUUUACGAGGUACGUUUCACCGCCCUUGAGGAGCCCUCAGUGCACCCGCCACACUCCCCCAACACACGCACACACACACACGGACCGCACCCCGGCUAUUUUCUAUACCAAUCUCUCCCAUCUUCGCAGCUCUACGCCUCUUCGUCCCACCACCCUCCAGAAGUACAAAGGGCUUUCAUAUCUCGACGACUUCCUGGCGCUGCUGGCCACACCUCACCCCCGCCUCGCCCUCGCCCUCCUCCUCCUCCUCCUAUUCCGCACCGUUCUAUUUUAA
Molecule: messenger RNA, 1314 nt
Organism: Mesocestoides corti
Lineage: Eukaryota; Metazoa; Platyhelminthes; Cestoda; Cyclophyllidea; Mesocestoididae
Source: the annotation of a GenBank genome assembly